CUUGAGAGAUGAGAAGUCUCUAGUCUAAGAUGCCAACAAAACUCCAAACUACAACCAACCUUUUCCAUAAACACAUCCUCAACUAUAGCUUCCCACGUUAUAAGGCUCGCUGCUCAUAUUUGUCUACUCAAGCAUACUAUGACUUUCAAAGCAGAAAAGCUAGCAGCUUUCUUGUUUACUGCAACUCCCAAAUCACUAAAAGUGGAAGAAAUGGUGAUCUCAAACAAGCAGAGUCGAUUUUCAAUCGUAUGCCAACUAAGGACACUAUCACCUGGACUGCCAUGCUGACUGCAUAUGCAGAGAAUGGCCAAACUAGCUUGGCACGCAAGGUGUUCGAUGAAAUGCCCCAACGAAACGUAGCAUCAUAUAAUGCGAUGAUCACGGGUUAUAUUCGGAGCAAAGGUAAUGUAGAUGAAGCUUUUGGGUUGUUUUGUACGAUGCCUGAGCGUAAUGUGGUGUCUUAUAGUGUGAUGAUCACUGGUUUCGCAAAGGCGUGGAUGUUCGACGAGGCUGAGAGGCUUUACUGUGAGAUGCCAGUUCAGUGGCGGGAACCGGUUUGUUCAAAUGCGUUGAUAAAUGGGUAUUUGAAGGCGGGAAGAAUCGAAGAGGCGGUUAGAGUUUUCGAGGGAAUGUCAGAGAGAAAUGUGGUUUCUGAGAGUUGCAUGGUUGAUGGGUAUUGCAAACUGGGAAGGAUUGAUGAUGCUAGAAAUUUGUUUGAUGUGAUGCUGGGGAGGACUGUGGUUACUUGGACGGCAAUGAUUGAUGGGUACAUGAAGAAGGGAAUGUUCGAAAGGGGUUUUGAAUUGUUUUCGGAUAUGAGAAGGGAGGGGAUAGUGGAGGUCAAUUCCACUACCAUGAGCAUAAUGUUUGACGCUUGUGGUGCUUUUGGUAGAUGUGGAGAAGGGAUUCAGAUGCACGGGUUAGUUUCCCGAAUGGGAUUUGAUUAUGAUGUCUUUUUAGGAAAUUCUAUUAUCAUUAUGUAUUGUAGGUUUGGUUUUGUAGAUGAAGCUACUAAGAUAAUACGUAUGAUGAGGAAGACAAAUAUAGUUUCCUGGAAUUCCUUAAUUGCAGGUUAUGUUCAAUGUGCCGAAGUUGAAGUAGCUUUUAAACUGUUUGAGAUGAUGCCUGAAAAGGAUGUAGUUUCAUGGACGACCAUGAUAUCAGGAUUCUCAAGCAAGGGCAUGACUAGGAAAGCCAUCCAAUUGUUUUUGUUGAUGCCUAAGAAGGAUGAUGUUGCUUGGACUGCUCUAGUUUCAGGUUUUGUAAAUAAUGAGGAAUAUGAGGAAGCUCUCCAUUGGUUUAUCAAGAUGCUUCGGAAAACAACCAGGCCUAAUCCACUUACUUUGAGCAGUGUGCUCAGUGCUUCAGCCAGUUUGGCCGCUCUAAAUGAGGGGAUGCAGAUCCAUUCUUUUUCACUGAAGGUGAAUAUGGAAAAUAAUUUAUCUGUUCGAAAUGCUCUGGUCUCAAUGUAUUCAAAGUGUGGGAAUGUCAUUGAUGCCAAUCGGAUCUUCACAAGUAUCUUUUCACCCAAUACUGUUUCAUUCAACUCCAUGAUUACUGGGUUUGCCCAAAAUGGUUUUGGGGAAGAAGCCCUGAACUUGUUUUGGAGCAUGCAGAAUGAAGGUUGCGAGCCAAACCAAAUCACAUUUCUGGGUGUUCUUUCAGCUUGUGUCCAUGUGGGACUAGUAAAAGAAGGACGGCAGUUUUUUAAUUCGAUGCAAUCAUUGCACCACAUAGAACCAGGACCGGAUCACUAUGCUUGCAUGGUUGAUCUCCUUGGACGAUCUGGCUUGCUAGAUGAAGCUGUCGAGUUGAUUCAUUCAAUGCCAUUUGAGCCCCAUGCUGGGGUUUGGGGAGCUCUUCUUGGUGCUAGCAGGGCUCAUUUACGUCUUGAUCUUGCAGAGCUUGCAACUCAGCACCUGAUCAAAUUGGAGCCUGAUAAUGCAACCCCUUAUGUGGUUUUAUCCAAUAUAUAUUCUACUUUAGGGAAAGUGAAGGAUGGAGACCAAGUGAGGAUGACCAAGAAUUCAAAAGGGAUAAGGAAGAGUCCAGGCUGCAGCUGGGUUACAUUGAAGGACAAGGUUCAUUUAUUUCUUGCAGGAGAUCAAUCCCAUCAGGACUUCCAAGAUAUUGAAGUGAUACUCUGGAUCAUAACAAUGGAAAUAGGACAGCUAGCUGGAUCGUCCAAAGGUGAUCAUUCUUUGAAUUGUUUUCUGCAUCAGUAAAUUGCAGAGGUCUUUGCCAUCGAUCAAUAUUUUAACGAUCAGGGGCGUCAGAUCAAGCUCUGCCUUUGCUUAUUUUAGUGGAGCAUUAAGGCAAUUGAAAGAUGAAAAUCGCAUUUGGAAAGGGUUACCAUUUUUUUUUUCUUUUGGUACAAAGGAAAGGGUUACCAUUGCAAGUUCUGUAUGGAAUGAUUUCAUGUAAACAAGAAAACAAAUAAAUAGAAGAGACAAUUGUUUUAUUCCUUUGACAAUUGUUUUUAUCCAUCUUUCUAAGAAUACAAAGAACAUAUCUCUUCUCCUUCACUUGAUCUUUGCUGUGCAGUAAAGAUUCAUCGAGCUCCAACUCGUUCAUGAGCCAGCAGUGACCAUCUUGAACCGACCCAUGCUUCGUGUAUACAAAUCUUGUUCUCGACCCAAUAACACUACCAGAACCAGAAGCAUGCGCUUUCUUCCCAGUCUUUCCGCCUCUCUAGGUGCGGGUGCCAACUCUUCCGACUGUAAGCAAUCCCUUUGGAGAACUCUUCCUGGGUUGAUCAGUAAAGAAAUAGAGGUCUUUUGUUUCUUGAUCUGAUGGAUCUUUGUAUGGUUCCCAUAUAUGCCAUGGUUCUUUCUCACCAUAUACAUUGCAGUUAUGAACAACAACUUCUGGCAACCCUUCUUCUUUGAUCUUGCGACGAAGAUAAUAACAAAGUAGCUCUUCUUCGGUAGGACCUGAAGCUGACUGGAACAUGGUAACCUCCUUGCAUCAGAACUGCCAUGGAAAUGCGCAGCCUGUUGAAGCUAGGUGCAUGAAUCCCUCGAUGGAAUUCAACCAGAUAUUGAGCGUGCUCUAGCGUGGAAAAGUCGAGAAAACCAAGAGAGGAGGUUGCUUCUGCUACCACGACAAAGCAAUCAAAAUAGCACAGAAAACUAAAAUUGACUGUAGACGAACAGAGCAAGGCCAGAGCACUUGCACUUCGAAC
Rosa chinensis is the source of this 3184-nucleotide messenger RNA. RefSeq names its product pentatricopeptide repeat-containing protein At1g53600, mitochondrial. NCBI's taxonomy places the organism in Eukaryota, Viridiplantae, Streptophyta, Magnoliopsida, Rosales, Rosaceae. Gene Ontology annotation, molecular function: RNA binding; protein binding. The transcript has 2 exons. Bases 30 to 2225 code for a protein of 731 amino acids. Gene Ontology annotation, biological process: RNA modification. The record is from RefSeq and is a predicted model, not a curated record.